GCCAUCAUGGCGGUCUCCGGGCGGGGAAGCUGAGCCGUGCGUCGCGUGCGUGCCUCCUCCCUCCCCUCCCCCCCCUCGGCGGCGGCGGCGGCGGCAGAGGCGGCAGCGCUCGCCAUUGCCGCUGGUGGCAGGAGGCUGCGAGGAGCCGGCGCGGUCGCAGUCUCCACGGCGCAGGCCCACGGUAGCGCAGCCGCUCUGAGGUGGACUGAUAUGUGGUUCGUCUGUACCGAGUUUUGUUUCCGCUUCACUCAUUGAUGGACACUUGGGUAGCUUCCACCUUUUGGCUGUUGUGAAUAAUGCUGCUAUGAACAUGGGUGUGCACAGAGCUCUUUGAGACCCUGCUUUCAGUUCUUCUGGCUGUAGAUCUUGAUGGAGGAGCACGGAGUGACCCAGACUGAACACAUGGCUACCAUAGAAGCCCAUGCCGUGGCCCAGCAGGUGCAGCAGGUCCAUGUAGCCACGUACACGGAGCACAGUAUGCUGAGCGCGGACGAAGACUCUCCUUCCUCCCCCGAGGACACUUCUUAUGAUGACUCGGACAUCCUCAACUCCACGGCAGCUGACGAGGUAACUGCCCAUCUGGCUGCCGCAGGUCCUGUGGGAAUGGCUGCUGCUGCUGCUGUGGCAACAGGGAAGAAACGGAAACGUCCUCAUGUGUUUGAGUCUAAUCCGUCCAUCCGGAAGAGACAGCAGACACGUUUGCUUCGGAAACUCAGAGCCACACUAGAUGAGUAUACUACUCGCGUGGGACAGCAAGCUAUCGUCCUCUGUAUCUCGCCCUCCAAACCCAACCCCGUCUUUAAGGUGUUCGGAGCAGCACCUUUGGAGAACGUGGUGCGAAAGUACAAGAGCAUGAUCCUGGAAGACCUGGAGUCUGCUCUAGCAGAACACGCCCCUGCGCCACAGGAGGUUAAUUCAGAACUGCCACCUCUCACCAUCGACGGGAUUCCAGUCUCUGUGGACAAAAUGACCCAGGCUCAGCUUCGGGCGUUUAUCCCAGAGAUGCUCAAGUAUUCCACAGGUCGGGGGAAACCAGGCUGGGGGAAGGAAAGCUGCAAACCUAUCUGGUGGCCAGAAGACAUCCCAUGGGCCAAUGUCCGCAGUGAUGUCCGCACAGAAGAGCAAAAGCAGAGGGUUUCAUGGACCCAAGCAUUACGGACCAUAGUUAAAAAUUGUUACAAGCAACAUGGGCGGGAAGAUCUUUUAUAUGCUUUUGAAGAUCAGCAAACACAGACACAGGCCACCACCACACACAGUAUAGCCCACCUCGUGCCGUCACAGACCGUAGUACAGACCUUCAGCAACCCUGAUGGCACCGUGUCGCUCAUCCAGGUUGGUACGGGGGCAACAGUAGCUACAUUGGCUGAUGCUUCAGAACUGCCAACUACAGUCACUGUUGCCCAAGUGAAUUAUUCUGCUGUGGCUGAUGGAGAGGUGGAACAAAAUUGGGCCACGUUACAGGGAGGUGAAAUGACCAUCCAGACAACGCAAGCGUCAGAGGCCACUCAGGCGGUGGCCUCACUGGCAGAAGCCGCAGUGGCAGCUUCUCAGGAGAUGCAGCAGGGAGCUACUGUCACCAUGGCACUCAACAGUGAAGCUGCCGCCCAUGCUGUCGCCACACUGGCUGAAGCCACCUUACAAGGCGGGGGACAGAUAGUCCUGUCUGGGGAAACCGCAGCAGCCGUGGGAGCACUUACUGGAGUCCAAGAUGCUAAUGGCCUGGUCCAGAUCCCUGUGAGCAUGUACCAGACUGUGGUAACCAGCCUUGCCCAAGGCAACGGGCCAGUGCAGGUGGCCAUGGCCCCAGUAACCACCAGGAUAUCGGACAGCGCAGUCACCAUGGACGGCCAGGCUGUGGAGGUGGUAACAUUGGAACAGUGACAUGCAGCCCUAUCAUGGCAUCGUUUUCUAGUCUACUUCAAUUUUUUACAUGUUUGCAGAGGUGCAAUCAAAUGGAAUUAAGUCUCUCGACUUGGAAGAAAAGUUUUGGUAACCUUUUUUUAAAAAGGAAGAAAGGCAGCAGAUUUUGGAAUCACAUUUUUUUAAAGCACCACUUCUGGGAUUUGGUGGAGCAAGAAACGACACCGAUUUCACUGUCCCAAAAAAGCCAAAUUGUGGCCGGACUUCUUUGUGCGGAAACGUGUGUAUACUUAUGUGUGUGUAUGUGUGAGUGUGAAUAUAUGUAUAUGUGUACAUAUGGACAUACACAUUUACAUAUGUGUAUAAAGUAUAUAUGUACAUACAUAUAUAUGUAUGAAACCCGCAUGGAAUUAUCUGUAUGAAAUCAAGGUGAACUGUGGAAAAAAUAACCCACCCAGUUUAGUGGGUGGUAGGGUACAUGGCCAGACACAGUCACCUGGUUUUCGUUCGUACCAGGGUCAUGCAUUGAGCUACUGACAAACUCAGGCAGAGGUGACCACGUCCUUCACCAAAGCUGCCUCCCAGUGGCCGCCUAGAACUCUGCUAGAUUCACGCGAGGGAAGGAAGAUUCAGGACACAGUGCGGUCCAGAAAGUGCUUACGGAGUCCAGACACCAUGUGCUUUGCCAGCAGAGACUCUUCAGGCUGGCCCAGGUGCUGACCUUGCCUCAGGCAGGUAAAUGCCCUACAGGCUCCUGGCAGGGGCAAGAAAUCUCUCCUCCAGUUCCCAUCUCCUCCCUUCCCGGAAUCCUCGGUCUCGUGACUAUUAUAGAGUUGCUUUGGUUGCAAGGGCAGUCCAGAACCAGUUCCUUUGUGAACUGAAGGU
Messenger RNA from Peromyscus eremicus (cactus mouse), 2745 nucleotides. It is a transcript of the gene Nrf1, whose product is annotated as nuclear respiratory factor 1. Lineage: Eukaryota; Metazoa; Chordata; Mammalia; Rodentia; Cricetidae. Bases 370 to 1881 code for a protein of 503 amino acids. The transcript has 12 exons. Gene Ontology annotation, cellular component: nucleus. Gene Ontology annotation, biological process: regulation of transcription by RNA polymerase II. The record is from RefSeq and is a predicted model, not a curated record. Gene Ontology annotation, molecular function: RNA polymerase II cis-regulatory region sequence-specific DNA binding; DNA-binding transcription factor activity, RNA polymerase II-specific.